AUGAACUGGCGAGAAUCCAAGGAUGAACGAAUUCCUGCAGAUGGAGCAAUAUCCACAAGUCUUCAGUCUUGCCCUUCCAUCCGCCUUCCUGGUGCAGUGGUGCUGCACACUGCCCUUAUGCGCCACCAGGUCCCUGGCUCUCCACAGCCCGAUCCCGUUUUAACUGGACGCUGCCCCAACUCUGUCCAAUACCUACGAGAACUGGCUUCGCCAGCCAACCCCCUCGAAAAGUGCCGCCUGGCCCUAACUGUGGUGCUUAUCUCGGUCAUGCACCUUAGGGCUGUGUCGAUCCACCUUCGCAUGUGGCCCGAUAUAACCAUUCAAUUACUAAUUUACUACGCCCCAACGUCCGCAUCUUUUCAUAACGGGUUAACCGAGACGGCACUCAUUGGGCUGCUAGGGCUAUGGCUGAUCCAAGAAACCAAAUGUUAA
Molecule: messenger RNA, 432 nt
Organism: Histoplasma capsulatum G186AR
Lineage: Eukaryota; Fungi; Ascomycota; Eurotiomycetes; Onygenales; Ajellomycetaceae
Exons: 4
Coding region: 1-432 (143 amino acids)
Source: RefSeq, a predicted model, not a curated record